GCAGUAUCAUUUCAGUAUUCGUCACAGAUUAAAUUCCAAAACGUUCUUUUAUUUCGACUUGACACAAUAUUGAAAUUAUUAGAUGUUGUUUAUAUUUCUUUGAAUAUUAACUGUAGUUUAAAACAUAAUUUUUCCUUGAUUUUACUGUUUAUACAUGUGUUUUUUACUUAAAUAAUGCAGAGCAAAUUAAGAGUAUCUAGGAAAGUUUUAGCCAUUGUUGCCACGUUGAGUGCAUUUUCAGUAGUCUCCGCUGAAGUGAAAUGGGAAGAUGCCAAAUCUAUAUAUGAAUUCACAGCCAAAGAUAUUUAUGGUAAUGAUGUAUCCUUAGAGAAAUACAAGGGCCACGUGUGUAUAAUAGUUAACGUUGCGUCUGAGUGCGGCUUUACCGACGUGAAUUAUGAACAGUUGAAUUAUUUAUACGACAGGUAUGGAAAGAGCAAGGGCUUGAGGAUAUUGGGUUUCCCUAGCAACGAGUUCGGAGGUCAAGAACCGGGAACCAACGAGGAUAUUAUCAACUUUGCUAAAUUUAAAGGUAUUAAAUUUGAUUUAUUUUCAAAAGUAAACGUCAACGGAGAUGAUGCGCAUCCAUUAUGGAAAUAUCUGAAAGCCAAACAAGGAGGAUACUUUGGCGACUUCAUCAAAUGGAACUUUACGAAAUUCAUUGUUGAUAAAAAGGGACAAGUUAGAGAAAGAUUCGCGACCACAACCAAUCCUAACGACAUGGUGGAAUAUUUGGAAAAGUAUUUUGACGAAAAAGUUGAUUCAGAGGAUGAUACCAAAAAGGAACUCUAAGUGACCAUUUGUAAAUUUAUUGUUUUAGUGACCCCAUAACAAAUAAGUUGUUUCUAUUUGUUUGGAUGUGGGUCAAAAUAAAAACGGUUUUUAACGGUGCUUGGUCGAGAUUUCAACAAAUAUAUUGUCUUCCCCAGGACUUACUUAUAUUUUAAACCUUUUGGUAGAUUUCUUAAAUAUAUUUAAAUCUAGGCAAUACAC
This is a messenger RNA of Sitophilus oryzae (rice weevil), 993 nucleotides long. Its product is annotated as probable phospholipid hydroperoxide glutathione peroxidase. The record is from RefSeq and is a predicted model, not a curated record. The transcript has 3 exons. NCBI's taxonomy places the organism in Eukaryota, Metazoa, Arthropoda, Insecta, Coleoptera, Curculionidae. Bases 175 to 792 code for a protein of 205 amino acids. Gene Ontology annotation, biological process: response to oxidative stress. Gene Ontology annotation, molecular function: glutathione peroxidase activity.